Messenger RNA from Blastomyces gilchristii SLH14081, 1808 nucleotides. Its product is annotated as proteasome component PRE2. The record is from RefSeq and is a predicted model, not a curated record. Gene Ontology annotation, cellular component: proteasome core complex. The coding region runs from base 204 to 1055 and encodes 283 amino acids. Gene Ontology annotation, molecular function: threonine-type endopeptidase activity. Lineage: Eukaryota; Fungi; Ascomycota; Eurotiomycetes; Onygenales; Ajellomycetaceae. The transcript is spliced from 3 exons.
AUGUGACACAGGCAGCUGCCCAGUGACGCGCUUCCAAGCAAACUUCAUACUUCAUCCCCAAAAGCUCAACGAAGCUCCAACCCUCAAGAUACCUGUAUACUACGAUCUCGUCCCUUUUUCUUCGUUUUUCUCCUCAUUUCAUUAUUUUCUGUGUCCUGUGUCUCUUCUCCUCCUGCUUAGAACCCCUUUGCUUUCUCCUCAUCAUGGAUACCCUCGUCGCCCAAUACGCCCGGCCUCAGGUCAAGAAUGAAGGCUACUCCCGGACCGAAGAGCAAGAGUUCACAGAGGCAUUGCCGCCUCUAUCUCUAAAAUUCGCUCUUCCUCCAGUUGAUAAACCUGCCUCCUUCCUUCGAGCCGUAACCGACGACCAUGCCAACCCAGACUGCCCCAUUAAAAUCGCUCAUGGCACCACGACUCUUGCGUUCAGAUUUAAAGGAGGGAUCAUCGUGGCGACAGAUUCCAGAGCUACCGCUGGUAACUGGAUAGCUAGUCAGACUGUGAAGAAGGUUAUAGAGAUCAACAGUUGUCUGUUAGGGACUAUGGCUGGUGGCGCUGCUGACUGUCAAUACUGGCUCGCCUAUCUAGGCAUGCAAUGCCGUCUCCACGAACUCCGCCACAAACGCCGCAUAUCCGUCGCCGCCGCCUCCAAGAUCCUCGCCAACCUCGUCUACAACUACAAGGGCAUGGGCCUAAGCAUGGGCACCAUGUGCGCCGGCGUAACCCCGCAAGAGGGGCCUGCGCUCUACUACAUCGACUCAGACGGAACACGACUGGCAGGAAAUCUCUUCUGCGUCGGCUCUGGCCAAACGUUUGCAUAUGGCGUGCUCGAUGCCGAGUACCGAUUUGACCUGACGGAUGAAGAGGCGCUGGAGCUGGGCAGGCGGAGUAUCCUCGCCGCGACGCAUAGAGAUGCUUACUCCGGUGGCUAUAUCAAUCUGUACCAUGUGAAGGAAGCCGGGUGGGAGAAGCAUGGUUUCAAUGAUACCAAUCCUAUAUUCUGGAAGACGAAGUUGGAGAAGAAUGAGUUCUCGAAUGUUACGGGAACGUUGGAGUAAAAUGGGGGGAGGGCGUGUGUUUGUUUUUCUUCGGUUUUCCUUUAAUGAUAUUGAGCGGCUGCUCUUCUGUUGCUUCUACCACUUUGUGAUAAAUUUAGCUUGCUAGAAAAUUUAAAUACGGUAGAAUUUGGCAAUCGGCCCUCUUCCAUUUUUCCACUCCACCUCCUGUUCAUUAUCACCCUUCCCCCAAGCAUCAUAGGUCUCUCCCUACCCUUUCUUAAAGAACCUUAUCACGCAGUAAGGUUCAGUCUGCGGAGUACCCAGGUCACACCGUCCUUCAUCGAAUUGCUGAAAGCCCCUGAUAACCCCCCCCCCUCCCCAUCCAACUCGAAUGCUGGAGAGGGGCUAACCAUUCACACAGAACCUAUGUCCGUUUUACUAUCCCCCGCCGCUUCGGAAACUCUGGGGAUGUCCGUUGAGCCCGUUAAAAAAUGAACGAGCAGGGAAGGAUAAGUUUAAUAGGGGGGCUAACUCCUCUUCACUAAAACACUUUGUAUUGGGUCUCCCUCUAUCGCUACGGAGUAGAUGUUCUGCGGAUUAAUAUUACUUGAUCAGCUGGUUACAUAGACGGGUCGUUCAGAUGAUUGGGAGCAAGGACAUGGAAAGGACCACUGUAUAAGAAAGAAACUAUAGCUAGAUACAUGCAAGAUCGUACGCAGAGAGAUAUUUUUCGCCAGAUAUGGAGAGAAAGCGACGGUGAUGAAAAGGAUUCUAGAAAUAACACAUGAUGCAAUAACAUAUCUAGCUUCUUAC